AAAACGAAUCAAGUUUAUGGCAAUGUGGGGAUUAAUUUUUAAUUUUUUUUCGGAGGACUGCCGGCGGCAUUUUGAAAUUUGUCAUAAACAUCGAUGUUUUGAUGAGCGAUAUAUCGUCGAUACAUCGUACACUACAUUUACAAACAUCGACAUCGUUCUUGUCUGUUCGGAUUUUCGGAAUCACUGUGACGCUCGCUCGCAUUGCAUUGUUGUGCUGACACGUAAAGCAUAGAUGAAUUUGAUUAAAUAUAAUUUGAUUCUUUGACUAUAUACCUAAACACAUUUUAGUUUUAUUGAUUGGAAAUAUGGUGAACUGGAGCUUUGUUGGCGCCAUGUUUUUGCCCAACGUCGGGGGUUGGAUAAGCACAUUGACAAUGGUGGGGCAAGUCAAGAAGCCCGACGGCACUGGUUGGUACCAGAGCCUCAGGAAACCUUCGUGGACCCCACCCAACUGGGUGUUCGGACCUACGUGGACUGUUCUAUACACUACAAUGGGUGCCGCCUCGUACAUGGUGUAUAGGGACUGCGGUGGUUUCACCGAUAUGGCAGUAGUUCCUUUGUCACUUUACGGUGGACAACUGGUGUUAAACUGGAUAUGGACGCCGUUAUUCUUCGGAUGCCACAAAAUUGGUUUGAGGCGGCGUAAGGCGUGGGCGACGUGGGCCACCGCCUACAGCCUCGCGGUACAAGGGGCCUCGCGCCUCAAAAUCUGCCUUGCCCACAUCAAAUUUAGGUCUUGCCCCGCCACUGUUGGGUUUAGUCACCAUGGCUGUGCUGAACGCUGCGGUGGUCGCGUGCACGUCAAGUUUCGGCAGCGUCAACAGAACGGCCGCAUAUAUGAUGCUGCCGUACCUACUUUGGCUGUGGUGCGCUACCACCUUGAACUACUCGAUAUGGAAACUCAACAGGGAUGAGAAAAAGGAAAGGUGAACUUGAUUGAUCUAUUUCCAAUUAAAUUUGAAAUUCAUAGUUAUUAAAAUUAAAAUAAUAUUCAGUACCUACGUAAUCGGAAAUUGUAAAAAUAAAAAACUGGUCACGAU
Messenger RNA from Chilo suppressalis (striped riceborer), 1040 nucleotides. The record is from the annotation of a GenBank genome assembly. Lineage: Eukaryota; Metazoa; Arthropoda; Insecta; Lepidoptera; Crambidae.